AUGUCGCUGUCUCCCGAGCAUGCGCUUGGCGACAUGCUCGGACUAGACUUUACCACGGUGUCGGAACAGAUCAUGCCUUAUUUAUCCUCUCACAAAUCACCAAAGGCUCUGCGUGCAUACCUCCACGAAUUGAUCGGCACAUCAUCGCAAGCCCACGCCAUCACUGAUGCUUUGGUGGCCUCGCGCUUUCCGCCCAGCCCUGUGCCUCGCAAAGACGAUACCAAAAAGCCCAUUCGAAUUACACCAGCCUCGGUCAAGAGUGCCUUAGCAGAGGCCGAAGAACGUGCACAGCCACGCACACUUGAGCCGACACCCGAGAUCAAGGCGCUGGAUGCAGCCUUUUCCAUGCUCUCGACGGAACCUUCUUCUCCGGCUGCCUCGGUGCAUGCGCCACAAAAACGAUGCAUGUGCUUAUGCCAGGGCCGCACGCAUCCACUGGCUGAAUGGGCGCCGUUGUGCUUUGCAUGCGGCUUGGUCCUGUGCAGCGCCAUCCGCCCUGUCCCUGUAUCGCCCUACUCUACUUGCCCUUCUUGUCAGACGAGUCCCAUUGUUCCUACCAAACACCGAACGCGCCUUUUGAAUGAUAUGGUCCAUUUGCGCGAAGAACUUUCACAAGAGCAAGCUUAUCAAGAAGCACAGCGCCAAGCGGAAAGAAACGCGCUACGCGCUUCAGGUCGCACACCAGAACAAGCAUUUCCGACGUUGCAAGGCAUGCCCGCUCCGCCUCCCUCGGCGCCGCCGAAACAGCGCAGUCGCACCUUGCAUCUCGAUAUGAAAACUCACAAAGUGACUGUAUCAAAACCAAGAUCACGCCCCGCUGCGCUCACAAAACCAAAACAGGACUCGGAUGAUGGAGUACAGACUCUUGCUGAGGACGGCUCCCUUCUCGUCCAUGAUGUGGAUGAUGACAUGUUCCGCUCUCGAAUGUCCUCUAUCACGCGUAAAGUCUCGCCUUCUCAUGAGCGAUGGCAAGAUAUACCUACACCUGUGACAUGUGUCUACGUCCCUGCGUCUCAUCGCGAUGAGCGCUUGAAAGCGUUCGAGUCACAUGAACUCACACAAGUGCCUGAUCUCGACAUCUUGUUGCAGCGCAAACCACCAGGCAGCGCCGCAAGCCUACAAAAGCAAAACCGCAAAAACGCUACGGAUGCUGCCAUUUCACGCAGCCAAGGUCGUAAAACUGGCAAGCCAGGCCGACGCCGACGUCCUGGGCCAUAG
Malassezia restricta is the source of this 1218-nucleotide messenger RNA. Its product is annotated as zinc finger protein, C2HC5-type. Lineage: Eukaryota; Fungi; Basidiomycota; Malasseziomycetes; Malasseziales; Malasseziaceae. Bases 1 to 1218 code for a protein of 405 amino acids. Gene Ontology annotation, molecular function: zinc ion binding. The transcript has a single exon. Gene Ontology annotation, biological process: regulation of DNA-templated transcription. Gene Ontology annotation, cellular component: nucleus. The record is from RefSeq and is a predicted model, not a curated record.